AUGGAUUUUCCUCUAGUCAAAGGAGUAGCAAUUAGGAAUGGUUUAACUAUGGAGUGGAUCAAACUUAAGGUUCUUGACAAGGGUUCCGACGGAGUGGGGCACAUGGUGAAACCAGUAAACUACGUUUUUGAUGAUCGAGUUUUCGCUGUUAGGUCUUGUCGUUACGAAGAUUCUAGUUCUGUUCAAAAGGAAUUAGAAAUCCUGGAACAGUUUGCUGAUUGUGGUAAUAUUGUUCAAUGCUAUGGAGAUACGUUGAGUAUUGAUCAGGGGAUGCUCGUUUACAAUUUGUUUCUUGAAUAUGCACCUGGUGGGAUUCGGGAUAUUCAUGAUAGAGGCUAUGUCCAUUGUGAUCUCAAGCCGGCAAAUAUCCAUGUUUUUCCUCCUGAUCCAUAUGGGUCCAUUAGCAACCUACAGAUCGCUGAUUUUGGCCUGGUUAGACGAGCAGGAGAAAGAAAUAUGCUAGAGGCGUAG
Messenger RNA from Durio zibethinus, 471 nucleotides. The record is from RefSeq and is a predicted model, not a curated record. NCBI's taxonomy places the organism in Eukaryota, Viridiplantae, Streptophyta, Magnoliopsida, Malvales, Malvaceae.